AUGUUUGGCCCAAUUGAAGGGAGAAGACAUGAUUCUUUUAUGCUUGGUGAAAGUGGUCUGGAGGAUCAACUGAGAAACAUAGCAAAGCCAGAUGGAGAGCCUUAUGUUUUGUAUGGCGAUCCCGCAUAUGGUCUGACAAAUAAUAUCUUGGCACCAUUUAGAGAGGCUGGCCUGACUGCAGCAGAGAAAGCAUUUAAUAGGGCUAUGAGUAAAGUUCGAGUAAGCGUUGAGUUGGGAUUUGGGAAAAUAGCACAAUAUCUUGCAUUCUUGGAUUUUAAAAAGAAUUUCAAGAUUCUCCUACAGCCUGUUGCAAAAUAUUAUAUUGUGGCAAGUUUGUUAAUCAAUUGUCAUACAUGUUUAUAUGGUUCUGCAACUGGAAAGUAUUUCAACUUAGAUCCACCUUCAUUGGAAAGAUACAUUUCAAAUACAUAA
Molecule: messenger RNA, 432 nt
Organism: Paramuricea clavata
Lineage: Eukaryota; Metazoa; Cnidaria; Anthozoa; Malacalcyonacea; Plexauridae
Source: the annotation of a GenBank genome assembly